Medioppia subpectinata is the source of this 171-nucleotide messenger RNA. The record is from the annotation of a GenBank genome assembly. NCBI's taxonomy places the organism in Eukaryota, Metazoa, Arthropoda, Arachnida, Sarcoptiformes, Oppiidae.
AUGUUAGAAAUCGAUGGCAGCACUCUUGAGGGCGGCGGACAAGUGGUACGAAUAUCGAUGAGUUUGAGCGCAUUGUUGUCACAACAGAUCCAUAUCUCAAACAUCCGAAGCGGACGAUCAAAGCCGGGACUAAAGGCUCAGCAUUUGGUUGGUCUGCAUCUGAUUCGGGAC